Molecule: messenger RNA, 2401 nt
Organism: Sorex araneus (European shrew)
Lineage: Eukaryota; Metazoa; Chordata; Mammalia; Eulipotyphla; Soricidae
Gene: AGTR1
Product: angiotensin II receptor type 1
Exons: 3
Coding region: 296-1375 (359 amino acids)
Biological process (GO): regulation of vasoconstriction; G protein-coupled receptor signaling pathway; immune response
Cellular component (GO): membrane
Molecular function (GO): angiotensin type II receptor activity
Source: RefSeq, a predicted model, not a curated record
GCCGGGGCGCAGCAACGCCCCCCGCUAUAAAUCGCGAGCGCCCCGCUUGCAGCCGGUCGCAGCGCCUGCCAGUCGGGGCCCGGCUCGGAGCUCUGCCAGCCGCGGGGUGCAGCCCUCGGACCCCCGGACCAGAGCCGCGCGCCCUCCUCCCCGGCCGACGUGAGCGCGGCGCCCCGGGCCGGCUUGGAUUUGUUGCCAGAUUCAUCUCGGAGGAAUCAUGGAAGCCGUCCCAUGAGCUCUGCAGCCAGGUGCAUUUGGUGAUCGUGUCUGAGGAUAAUUCGCCCAGGAAAUCAAAAUGAUGCUCAACGCCUCCACCGAAGAUGGCAUUAAAAGAAUCCAGGAUGACUGUCCCAAAGCCGGGAGGCACAAUUACAUAUUUGUCAUGAUCCCCACCCUGUAUAGCAUCAUCUUCGUGGUGGGGAUAUUCGGAAACAGCUUGGUGGUCAUCGUCAUCUACUUUUACAUGAAACUGAAAACCGUGGCGAGUGUUUUCCUCUUGAAUUUGGCACUGGCCGACUUGUGCUUCCUCCUGACCUUGCCCCUCUGGGCCGUCUACACGGCGAUGGAAUACCGCUGGCCUUUCGGCAAUUCCCUGUGUAAGAUCGCCUCGGCCAGCGUCAGCUUCAACCUCUACGCCAGCGUCUUCCUGCUCACCUGUCUGAGCAUCGAUCGCUACCUCGCCAUCGUCCACCCCAUGAAGUCCCGCCUCCGGCGCACCAUGAUGGUGGCCAAGGUCACCUGCAUUGUCAUCUGGCUGCUGGCCGGCCUGGCCAGCUUGCCCACGGUCAUCCACCGGAACGUGUUCUUCAUCGAGAAUACCAACAUCACCGUGUGCGCCUUCCACUACGAGUCCCAGAAUUCCACCCUCCCCAUAGGGCUGGGGCUCACCAAGAAUAUCCUGGGCUUCCUCUUCCCGUUCCUGAUCAUCCUCACCAGCUACACGCUCAUCUGGAAGGCCCUGAAGAAGGCCUACGAGAUACAGAAGAACAAGCCGAGGAACGACGAUAUUUUCAAGAUCAUCAUGGCGAUCGUGCUCUUCUUCUUCUUCUCCUGGGUGCCCCACCAGAUAUUCACCUUUCUGGACGUCCUGAUCCAGCUGGGCAUCAUCCACGACUGCCGGAUCGCUGACAUCGUGGACACGGCCAUGCCCAUCACCAUCUGCAUCGCUUAUUUCAACAAUUGCCUGAAUCCGCUUUUCUACGGCUUUCUGGGGAAGAAGUUUAAGAAAUACUUCCUCCAGCUUCUGAAGUACAUCCCCCCGAAGGCCAAGUCCCACUCAAACCUGUCGACAAAAAUGAGCACGCUCUCCUACCGCCCAUCCGAUCCUGGAAGCUCCUCUUCCAAGAAGCCAGCCCCCAGGGUUGAGGUGGAGUGAGGCCAGGGGUGCGGUGGGAGGAGCACCAGAAAAGGCCCUCCGCUCCCAAAUGAGCCCAGCAGCUCUCUCUCCCUUUCCAGAAGAUCCUGGACUAGGUGGACUGAACCGAUGUUUCCAAAGCUCUGAACAAAUGCUCCGUUUUUUUCUUCUUAAAAUCAAACAGAGCCACCAUGCCACAUUCUGUGCGAUGCGGGUGACAGCCACUCCCAGGACUUGUGGGGAUGUGAGCGAGUGUGUGGAUUUGGACAUCUGCACUGGCGGGCAGAAACGCAGCCUCCCCCCUCACUCCUGCUCCGUCACCCUUGGUCCUGCAUGAAGGUGCUUCAAAUGCAUGAAUCCUUCCCAGCUGCCUCUCUUACACUCUUCCUCGUCGUCAUCCCCGCCUGAUCUUGUUCCCUGGAGCCCCCACAUCUUAACUUGUGCUGUGCCCCCACUGUGUACUCGAUUUCUCUCCCCAUGGCCCCUUGGGAAUAUUCUGGGAGUCUUUGAAUCUUCAUCUGACCCCCAGUUGAGAAACGUUCCUUUAGAAUUAAUUAUAGGAGACCAGAACUGAAGAUGUCCCCAUCCCAAAGGCACUAGAGGUUUUGUGCCCAGUUUUCGUGCUCGUAGUAAGGUGACCCUCUCAUUCCUGCUAUUAUUAGUCACUUGGUCCCAAGGCUGCCUAAAGACUAGUUAUCACAUUCCAGGAACUUUUGUGAAACUCCACCUGUGUCUUAUAUAUAUAGGUUCACUCCCCCUUUAUUGCAAAUGCUUGAUUUGUGUGAUGAGGCUAUGACAGUGAUGUAUAAAAGCUCAUCUGAAGAUAAAGCUGUCCUCUGGUCCCAGGUAGUCGUAUAUUUCCUGUGAAAUUAGUUAUAUUUUAUAUCUGAAGAGUAUCUAUAUUUUGUGUGUAAAAAAUUAUAUAGCAUCAAGUUUGUUUUAUUGUUUUCAAAAGUAUGUAUUUUACCUAUGUAUGUAUGUGUAUAUCUUUAUCUUUAAACUAUUGUUACUUGAUUAAAAGCUGGCAAGGUUCUAUUUACAUUAAAA